Notolabrus celidotus (New Zealand spotty) is the source of this 6179-nucleotide messenger RNA. RefSeq names its product PDX1 C-terminal inhibiting factor 1 (gene pcif1). NCBI's taxonomy places the organism in Eukaryota, Metazoa, Chordata, Actinopteri, Labriformes, Labridae. Gene Ontology annotation, molecular function: mRNA (2'-O-methyladenosine-N6-)-methyltransferase activity; RNA polymerase II C-terminal domain binding. Bases 162 to 2390 code for a protein of 742 amino acids. The record is from RefSeq and is a predicted model, not a curated record. The transcript has 16 exons. Gene Ontology annotation, cellular component: nucleus.
CGACCGCGCAUGCGCAGUCGCUCACUCCGGGUCCCUGUAAAGAUGUCUGAGCAGGCGGGGAGGGAGCGGAGCGGAGGACCCGAAACAAACGGACAGAACCCACGACUCUCCGCUACUUAACCGGUCAAGGCAGAUCGAUGUCAUUCUGACGAGCAGGUGAGAUGUCCAACGACAGCCAGGGAUCGGUGAAGGGGGAGGCGGCGCCCAUGAUGCCUUCUCCCUCAGUGCCUGCCUCCUCUCAGGGACCACCCCUCUCUCCGUCCACCCCUUCAAAACCACCUGAACUUCCAGAUGAGCUGGUCCAGGCGGGAUGGUCUAAGUGUUGGUCUCGGCGGGAGAAUCGACCGUAUUAUUUCAACAGAUUCACCAAUCAGAGUCUGUGGGAGGUGCCAGUGCUCGGUCAACAUGAUGUCAUCUCUGACCCUUUAGGCCUGAACGCUGCUCCAGCAGAGGGCGGAGAAAGUAACCUUGGUAAUGGUCAGAGGAAGAGGCGGAGCUCUGAGGAGCAGGGGGCGGUGCCUAACAGUUUAAAACGAGCAAAGGUCGAACCCACCACGCCCAUCUCUCCCAGCACACCAGGGGCCAAACCGUGGAACUCUGCCCCUGAGGAAAAGCCCGCUCAACCAGCAGUGCCCACGACUCCAACUCCAACCCCGGCCCCUGCCCCUUACAGACCGGCUGUUAUUUACUGGGAUCUGGAUAUCCAGACUAACGCUGUGAUCAGAGAGCAGCACCCUGCCAAUCACCUGCCCCCCCACCCCGAGAUCGAAAUGCAGAGAGCUCAGCUGGUCACCAAGCUUAGGCAGCACUACCACGAGCUGUGCCACCAGAGAGAAGGAAUCGAUCCGCCCCGAGAGUCUUUCAACCGUUGGCUACUGGAGAGGAAAGUGAUUGAUAAAGGUCAGGACCCCUUGCUGCCGAGUGACUGUGACCCUGUCAUCUCCCCGUCCAUGUUCAGAGAGGUCAUGAAUGACAUUCCUAUCAGGUUGUCUCGUAUCAAGUACAAAGAGGAGGCCCGGAAGCUGUUGUUUAAAUACGCAGAAGCAGCGAAAAAGAUGAUUGACUCCAGAAAUGCAAGUCCAGAGAGCAGGAAGGUGGUGAAGUGGAACGCUGAAGACACCAUGAGCUGGCUACGUCGAGAUCACUCCGCCAGCAAAGAGGACUACAUGGACCGUUUGGAGCACCUCAGGCAGCAGUGUGGUCCUCACGUAACCGCCGUCGCCAAAGACUCAGUGGAAGGAAUCUGCUCAAAGAUCUACCAGCUGUCUGCAGAGUACAGCCGCCGCCUGAGACAGACGCACCUGAGCCUGCUGCAGGACCCCCCCACAGAGGCGAGCGAGUCCCCCCAGCAGUCCAGGUUGGUGUACUGUUACCCGGUGCGUCUGUCGGUCCCCUCGCCCCCCCUGCCUCGAGUCGAGCUGCACUUUGAGAACGACGUGGCCUGUCUGCGCUUCAGAGGAGAGAUGGUUAAAGUCAACAGAGGUCACUUCAGCAAACUUGAGCUUCUCUACAGGUACAGCUGUAUAGACGACCCUCGCUUUGAGAAGUUCCUGUCCAGAGUCUGGUGCCUUCUGAAGAGAUACCAGGUGAUGUUUGGCAGUGGUGCUAAUGAGGGCACAGGCCUGCAGGGGGCACUGCCGGUGUCUGUGUUUGAGGCGUUAAAUCGACAGUUUGGAGUUUCUUUUGAGUGUUUCGCGUCGCCGCUCAACUGCUACUACAAACAGUUCAACUCCGCCUUCCCCGACAUCGACUGCUUCUUCGGAUCCAGAGGGCCGUUCCUGUCGUUCUGUCCGGUCAGCGGCUCGUUUGAAGCUAACCCGCCGUUCUGUGAAGAGCUGAUGGACGCCAUGGUGACGCACUUUGAAGAGCUUUUAGAGAAGUCCUCUGAACCUCUCUCCUUCAUCGUCUUUGUCCCUGAGUGGCGUGACCCCCCGACUCCGGCUCUGACUCGUAUGGAGGGGAGCAGAUUCCUCCGUCACCAGACGAGCGUCCCAGCCUACGAACACGAGUAUCGCUCUGGGAGCCAACACCUCUGCAAGAAAGAGGAGAUGUACUACAGGGCGGUCCACGGUACUGCUGUGCUCUUCCUUCAGAACGAUGCUGGUUUUGCGAAGUGGGGUCCGACUCCGGAGCGAUUAGCGGAGCUGAUGGCCGCAUACCGCCCCUCGCCGUCCCGCCCCUCCACCAUGUCCUCUCCUGGCCCCGCCCACACUGCUCCUGUAGACAAAGACUCCGCCGUCAAGGCCUCUGAAAGGACGUCGAGUGCUGUAGUUUCACCUGGUGUCCAUGACAACAACAACAGUAACAACAACAACAGCAGUAGCAGCAGCAGCAGCAGCAGCAGCAGCAGUAGUAGCACCGGUCCUCUUGACAAGGUGGCCGCUGUGUAAAAGGGGGUGGAGCUUAUAUUUAAACCACACCUCUUCACCUGUUGGAACAUUGUCUAAAGGUGUUUCUCUGUUUUACAGCAUUAGUUUGCUCUGAUUGUUGUCUUGUUUAUCCAAAAUGUCCCUCACCAGCACCUGUAGCACACCCUCAGCCUCUGUCCACAUACCCACAAUGCCGUUCUGCCACCCUGCCAAAAGGGGGCGGGGCCAGGUGUUCCCUUAAGGCCUGAUUUAAUCAUGUGUCAUCCAUCCUUCACCGUGUCCCUACUUCCUGGUUGGUUCCCCUCACAUCAGCUCUUCUGAUUGGUCGACGCUCUCGCAUCCCAGCAUCGGGAGCUUUGUUUCACCUGCAGCUGAUUCAACUCCAGGUGUGGUUGCUCCUGUUGCUUAGCAACAUGCAAGGCAGUUGGAUACUAGAUUAAGCAAGUCCGCACGCAGUGAAAUGUUGGCACUCCAGCAAUAAAUUCCUCUUGAUUCACCUGUGAUGUCAUUGUGAUGUCACUGUUCCUCUGGGUCUUUGGAGGGCUUCUGAUUGGUCCCCACACCCCAGGGCUUGGUGAUUGGUUGAUAUGGCAGCUAUCGUUUCUAUUGGACUCGCGUUUCUUUGUUGCGUUGGACAGAAUUUAAUGGCAUCCCUCUAAAGGCAGCCUCUGAAGGAUUCUGUGGCCAAUCAGUGUGGAGUGACCUCAUCAGUCUGUGAUGGAUUGUGGGAAACUGAGUUUUUGGCCAACAGAAGGAGGUGGAGUCUUCACAGUAAGUUGAUAUUUACUAAAAGAAGGAGGUGGAGUCAAAGUUGGGGCAAACUGGUCAGCGUGGACGGACGCCACGGCGGACAUUUGGACCUGGCCGUCGUGAGAUCAACAACAAGAGCGUCAGAUCCUACCUCCUCAAGAUGGAGGUGUUUAAAAGACAGGUGUGGGGCAGCAGGUGGAGCUGUUGGAGAUGCUCCUCCAUGAAUAAUCGAGUUGUGAAGUGUGACUGUCUUCAGGGAAUGAGAUUGUUUCUUAGUGCCAGUUGUGAUUUCUUCCUAUGCUAGCCUUUGUAAGUGCACGAAACUUUAAAAAGAGCCCCAGUCAGAGGUUUUAACAGAAGCAGCAUGUCUGAGGUGUUUGCUGACAAACUGAUGAAAUUUUCUCAUUCAUGUCCUCAUGUUGGGUUGAUUCAUAACCCAAGAAACUUUUCUCACUUAGCUCUCAUGAUAUUUCAAAUGAUUCUUUUGAUAAAGUCAAAUAUUUUCGUGUAGCUUUUUCUAACAUCAAGUCGUCCCCCCCCCCCCCGAAUGUUCCGCUGUCUCGUAACUAGAGUUCACGUUCUUUUGAUACUACUUAAAAAGCAACUCAUCUUAUAAACUUUGCGUCUCUUGUUGAAGUACUUGAGUUUCUGCAGUAACUUUAAAAAUGAGAUUAAAGAUAAAGAAAAAAACUAGCCGCUUGUCACACUUCCUAACUUGACUCCAACAGCAUCCCGCUGCUCUCUGAUUGUUCGAUCAGUUGUCCCAUCAGGAGUCUGUCUCUGCCUGACAUCAGUUUCUGCCCCAGCAUGUACAUACUGUACAGUUUAACUGAUAUGAAGUCUGUUGGUGUUAUUUUCCUCAUCUGCUGUUAAAUUGAUUGAAAGCAAAUGAAAUUGUUUUUUAUUUGAGUUAAUUUAACAAUUUUUUAAAACGAUUGAGAUCUUUUCUCUGUAUGAUACAGCUUAUGAUAGUUUGUUUUAAACUAAACCAAAGUGUUAUUAAGAAAAUCUAUAUCUUGUAUGUAAAAGUAGAAGUGUGUAUGCAUCAGUAAUGCAUCAGUAAAGUCUAACCAGCAGAAAAGUCCUCUACCUUAUUUUUUAUCAUUUUCAGCAGUUUGGUUUGUGACUUUCUUUUUUAUGUUUUUCUUUUCGUUAUUUGGGUUUUGUUUUGCAUGAAACCUUUUGGACUCUGAACGAUGUUCUUGUUCCUUUUCUUGAUGUUCUUGUUUUUCAAGCCAAGUCUUCGGGCUGAGCAGUGUUGCUUUGUCACAGAAAUGAAAACAUAUUUUUAAAGCUCGCUGUUUUCCCUCGAGCUCUGUCUUUGUGCUCUAGUAGUUCACACAACCACCGUAAAAUCUGGAAUACAAGUCAAAGGUUUAGACUGUCAUCUUAUGCAUAUGUGUAGCAAUUUGUAGUACCAUCUGUAAACGACACCCUGCCAGCUACCCGUACGUUAUAUCAGCUCACUGUGCGGUAGUGUUGAUAGUUGUCAGGAAUAGACGGACCCACUGCCAGUGACCAAUUCACCGAGUCUCACACCACCCCCUCUGCUCGUCACUUGUCAGAAAUGUAGGAGUCUUUUCAUCAAAGCGGCACUCCUAAAAGUUAAUUUAUUUAAUAGUAUACCACAGUUUUUCCUCUUAAAAUGCAUGACUGAAACCUAUAAAGGGAGAAAAGCAUCAAAAAGUAGCACCGCUAGGCUGGUCUGCCUCACACUGUAUCCAGCAUGCAGUUACUUGCGGCUUCGAGCGCCAUCUUCGGAGUAAAUUACCGUAAAACAAUAGAGCUCCUAUCCCUGCAUCUUAAGUUGGUAUAUUAUCCCACUGGUGUGUAGAAGGAGGCAGCUCACACUUUAGACAGCAAGAAAAUAUUAAGUGUUUCAUGCACCAAGUCUGACGGUACAUGUUAAAAAUAUUGUGAUUUACACAUGUAUAACUUUGCGAUUUGCAUAAGAUUUCGUCCCAUAUUUGCAAUUUUUAUGAAUAAACAUAAUUAUUUUUGAGUUUUUGGUAUUUGUAUGCAAGAAACUGAAUCACAGCUCUGUAAUUAUCCAGUGAAAUCUUACAAUUAAAGCUCCUGUGAGGAGUUUUUCGGUGGCCAUAAAACAGAAAACAUGACUUCACUUAAUGACUUUAAAAAGAUCAUCAUCAGCAUAGAGCUUUAGUUUUCUUUUUUAAAUGUUUUAGUUUUUAUUUAUUAUUCAUUGUGUCGUGCACCUUAAGGUGCCCAGCCCAUAUGGACUUACAAGACACUACAAAACAAAACAAAACAAAAUAGGAGCAACAACAUAAGAAGAAAAAGAAAAUAGAAGAUAGAAGAGAAGUUACAAUACUGCACAUGUCCAACAAUGAACUAAAGUAAUUCAAAAGCACAGAGGUACACUUCAGACAUUUGGCAGUGACAACAACUAAAUCAUGCAUAGAGUGUGCUCCUUCGCUGCUGAACGGCAUUUUUAUUUUGUCUCUGGUUAUUUUUCAGGUCUGAAACCACCUCGUCUACAGUAGGCUGUAGAAACAGUAUAUUUUACAUUUCUCACUCCAAAGACUCAAAGUGGUAGAAUCAGUUUAGACACAGCAGGAUAACAUGUCACAUAAAAAGUAUCACUUUGUCCACCGGAGACGCUAAAGUCGAUACAAACCAAAUGUUCCUCACAGGAGCUUUAAAGGUAUGUUGAUUUAAAACAGAGCCCAAACAAAAUUCAUAACAUUUCAGGAAAAUGUUUCUGCAGAAAAUAUCUUCAGAUUGAAUUCUGAGGAAAUAUGUACAGUUUUUUACUGUAACCUCUGCAGAGAUUAUUUCUAACAGAAGUCUUGGUUAGAAAUCAUCCAGUUGUUUGGUCUUUGUUCAUUCGAUUGAUCCCAAAUCUAAACCUCUGUUUGUAAAUAUAAAGUGAGGUUUGAUGGCGAUACUCUUUUUUUGGCGACACUGCACAGCAACGAAGGCAGCCAUGUUUGUGUUGGGGUCUCACAGCUGGAGAAUGUAAAUACAGUCUGUCCUUCAUCCUUCCUGCAGACAAACUGCAGCUUCACUCUCCCAGUAAAAAUAUAUACAACCCACUUA